UAGGUCUCGGGACUGACUCCGCUGGAGCUGGCGGGCGGUGGGCUGAGGUGGGCUCCGCGGGCGUCCCCGCACCCCUGAGGAGGCCGGUCCGUGAGGAGGAGCGGGGCUGUUGGCCGCCGGCCUGUGCACGCUCAGAGCUCUCCUGGGGGGGUACCUCAGAGUCCCCCCGGGGUCGGGAGCCGGACGGGUGCGCUCGGCCCUCCGCCUCCCGCUCCUCUUCCGAGCGCGGCACGAGCGGCCUUGGGGACCCGCCGGGCGCGGCGGGCUGGGCCGACACCCCGGCUGCACCUCUCAGCUCCCAUGCCUCCGCGGGCCGAGUUGGGCGGGUGCCGGUGGCUGGCGCGGUGGCGGUGUGGCCCCGUGGUGAGCGCGCCCAAGACGCCGGUCGCCGUUAAGUUUUGUGGCACGUCGCAAGGACCGGGUGUGAUUCUGGUCUAAUUUGGCCUCUGGAGAUUCUGCCUCAGCAAGAAAUGCAAAAUAACUCUUGAAAAGAAAACGAAAAGAAAAAGAAAACCAGACUUGCUUUUACAUGAUUAUCAGAUUACCUACCAAGAUGGACACUUUUCCCAACAUUUUUCCUCCUGGUGGGGACAGUGGACUGACAAGUUCUCAAUCUGAGUUCCAGAAAGUAUUAAUUGAUGAGCGGUUACGAUGUGAACAUCAUAAAACUAACUAUCAGACUCUGAAAGCUGAACACACAAGGUUGCAGGAUGAGUACAUAAAGUCACAAAAUGAACUCAAGCGCCUGUUAAGUGAGAAGCAAACUAACCAGGAAAAAUUCCAGCUGCUGCUUGAAGAGCUAAGAGGGGAGUUGGUGCAGAAAACAAAAGACUUAGAAGAAAUGAAGCUUCAGGUAUUGACGCCUCAAAAAUUGGAAUCGUUAAGAGCUGAAAUACGACAAGAAUUAGAAACUCCAAUGAGAGAACGCUUUCGGAAUCUGGAUGAAGAAGUAGAAAAAUACAGAGCUGAAUAUAAUAAACUUCGCUAUGAACAUACAUUUCUGAAAUCAGAAUUUGAACACCAGAAAGAAGAGUUUGCACGUGUUUUAGAAGAAGAAAAAAUAAAACAUGAAUCAGAGAUUGCAAGGCUGGAGAAAGAUAAAGAAGAACUACAUAACCAGCUGCUUAGCGUUGAUCCUGCAAAAGAUAGCAAGCAAGUAGAACAACUUAUUGGAGAAAAAGUCCGGUUGUGUCAGAAGUUAAAAUGUUUGGAGACUGAAGUAGCAGAAUUAAGAGCUGAAAAAGAGAACUCUGGUGCUCAGGUAGAAAAUAUCCAAAGAAUACAGGUGCGGCAGUUGGCUGAGAUGCAGGCUACUGUCAGAUCCCUGGAGGCUGAAAAACAGUCAGCUAAGCUACAGGCUGAACACUUGGAAAAAGAGCUACAGUCAAACAGUGAACAAAAUACUCUUUUAAUCAGUAAACUGCAUAAAGCUGAAGGAGAAAUAACUACAUUGACGAGUAAAGUUAAAGAACUUAAACAUUCAAACAAACUAGAAAUAACAGACAUCAAACUGGAGGCAGCAAGAGCUAAGAGUGAGCUAGAAAGAGAAAGGAAUAAGAUUCAAAGUGAACUGGAUGGACUACAGUCAGACAAUGAAAUUCUCACAUCAGCUGUUGAACAUCACAAAAUGCUCUUAGUAGAAAAGGAUCGUGAAUUAAUACGUAAAGUACAAGCUGCCAAGGAAGAAGGUUAUCAAAAACUUGUGGCAUUACAAAAUGAAAAGCUAGAACUUGAGAACAAAUUAGCCGAUUUAGAGAAAAUGAAAGCGGAACAUGAUGUCUGGAGGCAAUCUGAAAAGGAUCAGUGUGAAGAGAAAUUGCGGGCUUCACAGAUGGCAGAAGAGUCGGCCAGAAGGGAACUUCAGAGUAUUAGGUUAAAACUUCAACAACAAAUUGUGGAUAUUGAAAAAGCAGAGAAAGAAAAAAGUGAAAAUUCUGAUUUGAAACAGCAAGUCAGUAGUUUGCAGAUUCGAGUAACCUCGCUGGCACAGUCAGAGAAUGAAUUGCUGAAUUCAAACCAAAUGCUGAAGGAAAUGGUGGAGAGAUUAAAACAAGAAUGCCAAAAUCUAAGAGGCCAAGCUGAAAAAGCACAACGGACAGUUGAAAAGACAAUGGAUGAGAAGAACACGGAGUGGCUGAAGGAAAAGAGUAAGCUUCAGGAACAUAUCGCAGAGAGAGAAAAGAAAUAUAAUCAAGCUAAAGAGAAACUGCAGAGAGCUGCAAUUGCCCAGAAAAAGAGAAAAUCUCUUCAUGAAAACAAAUUGAAGAGACUGCAGGACAAAGUAGAAGUUCUGGAGGCAAAGAAAGAAGAAUUGGAAACAGAAAACCAGGUAUUAAAAAGACAAAAUGUUCCAUUUGAAGAAUAUACAAGGCUUCAAAAAAGGCUAAAGGAUAUACAGAGAAGACAUAAUGAAUUUCGAAGUCUAAUCUUGGUUCCUAGCAUGCCUCCGACUGCACCCAUCAACCCUGUUAAUUUUCAGGCAUCAGCCAUGGUUCCUGCCAUGGAACUGUCCUUUCCUCCACAUAUGCAGGAGGAGCAGCAUCAACGGGAACUCUGUCUGCUUCGCAAAAGACUUGAAGAGCUAGAAACAACACAAAGAAAACAACUAGAAGAACUUGGAUCUCUUGGGGAAUGAUGUUCCUGGAGAAAAGGCAGGUCAAAAGGGAUAAAACCAGUGACUCAGUAAAGCCUGAAGUUUUCACAUACGUGGCAUUUAGAUAUGUUCUAUUUGCCAAAACACUUAAAUGCGCCUCAGGAAAAAGCUGCAUGCUGUUUAUGGCGUAUCAGGAUUUUAGGAUUGUGCUAAUGGCAACUGAAGCAUUAAAAGAAAGUAUCAGAUAUUUAGAAUAUUUGACAACACUUUGAGAUUUUAAGAAUAAAUAUAAAGAACUAACUACGGAAUCAAGUUUUGUUUUUGGCAUUUUGCCCCAAUCAUGCCCAGCUUGAAUUCCUUCUUGUUUGUAAGAUGCCUGGUAAUAACACGGUCAGUGAAUGUCUUCUGGUUUACUGUAGACAGGCGCUAUAAACCUCUAGGUUUUUGAAAAAAAAAUUUGAAAGUCAGCAUAAAAACAACUUUAUAUUCAUUAUAAAGGCUGCCUUUUCUAAAGGUUGUGUGGACAUAAUUUAUUA
Lepus europaeus (European hare) is the source of this 3129-nucleotide messenger RNA. RefSeq names its product centrosomal protein 83 (gene CEP83). NCBI's taxonomy places the organism in Eukaryota, Metazoa, Chordata, Mammalia, Lagomorpha, Leporidae. The record is from RefSeq and is a predicted model, not a curated record. Gene Ontology annotation, cellular component: centrosome. The coding region runs from base 530 to 2635 and encodes 701 amino acids. The transcript is spliced from 16 exons.